GCACUCUGCUAACGCUGACGUCUACUUCUGCAGCAAAAUGGCGUCGUUGACAGCAGCCGUGCAGACGUCCCGGUCCGGUUCGUUAUCAUCGUCCAAGAAACGAACCGUAAUGAUGUCCCAAAGGAGGUGCAGUCUUUUGGAGAGCAGAGUAAUCUUGUUCCUCUCGUUAGCCUCCUUGCUGCACUGUGCUGUGGCUGACGGGAAGACGCUGGUUCUGCUGGACAACCUCAACAUCAGAGACACCCAUUCAAUCUUCUUCCGCAGUCUAGCAGAUCGAGGCUUCGACAUCACGUUCAAGACAGCUGAUGAUUCCUCCCUGUCUCUGAUCAAAUAUGGCCAGUUCCUCUACGACCACCUCAUCCUUUUUUCACCAUCAGUCGAGGACUUUGGAGGGAACAUAAAUGUGGAGACCAUCACUUCCUUCAUCGAUGGUGGAGGCAACGUCCUAAUUGCUGCCAGUUCAGAUAUCGGGGACCCUCUGAGGGAGCUGGGAAGCGAGUGUGGCAUUGAGUUUGACGAGGAAAAGACUGCUGUCAUUGAUCAUCACAACUACGACGUGUCUGAUCCUGGAGAGCACAACCUGAUCGUUGCUGAUCCAGAGAACCUGUUGAAAGCUCCAACUAUUGUUGGCCAACCCACCAACAAGCCAGUGCUAUUCAAGGGUGUUGGCAUGGUGGCAGACCCAGACAACCCUCUGGUCCUGGACAUCCUCACUGGCUCCUCUACCUCCUACUCCUACUUCCCUGAUAGACCCAUCUCUCAGUACCCCCAUGCUGUUGGAAAGAACACCCUGCUGAUCGCCGGCCUGCAGGCCAGAAACAACGCCAGGGUGGUUUUCAGCGGCUCCCUGGACUUCUUCAGCGAUGCCUUCUUUAACUCUGCUGUGCAGAAGGCCAGGCCUGGGUCUGAGAGACACGAGCAGAAUGGAAACAUGGAGCUGGCUGAGGCUCUGUCUCGCUGGGUGUUCAAGGAGGCUGGAGUCCUGCGGGUGGGAGCUGUCUCCCAUCACCCUGUUGGAGAGCUCACUCCCCCUGCAGCCUACACAAUCACUGACCUCGUGGAAUUCAGUAUCGUCAUUGAGAUGCUGGUAGAGGGCCGAUGGGUUCCCUUCGACGGAGAUGAUAUUCAGCUUGAGUUUGUCAGGAUCGAUCCCUUCGUCAGGACUUAUCUGAAGAAAAAUGGUGGUAAAUACAGCGUUCAGUUCAAGCUGCCCGAUGUGUACGGAGUCUUCCAGUUCAAGGUGGACUACAACCGUCUGGGCUACACACAUCUGUACUCCUCCACUCAGGUAUCAGUGCGUCCCCUGCAGCACACUCAGUACGAGCGCUUCAUCCCGUCAGCCUACCCAUACUACGCCAGCGUCUUCUCCAUGAUGGCAGGACUCUUCAUUUUCAGCAUCGUCUUCCUCCACAUGAAAGAGAAGGAGAAGUCUGACUAAUUAAGGAAAAAGAAGAGCUUAUACAAAUGCGGGAUAAAAGAACUGAACUUGUGGCGUGAAGAGCUGAAUUUGAAUGUCUGGGUAGCUUGACUCUUCACACAGGGAUAUGGAGACUUCAAAGUACAGUGAUGUCUGGGUUUUUUAGCUCAAGUUAUCAGCUUAUGGAAGGCAAAGGGGUUGAUGACUGUAACUUAAUGCAGUGGUUUUUGUUUUGUUUUUUGUUUUGUAUUCUGAAAUCACUAAAAGGCCUGUAAAUGUUCUGAAGUCAGUCAGCGUUUGUAUAAAGUUACUUUACAUUUGAUGAAAGUAUCUCCCAAGAAGGGCACUUGCCUUGGAAAAUUAAAAAAUCCGUUUUCAAAUUUGCCCCACAUUUUCUCAGCUAAGAAGUGUCACUGUGGUGACUACAUGCACUGAAAAUGCCAACUGUUCAUUUGAUAUUGAUGAGACUUUUUGUGUUUCAGAGAAAAAUUGAAGAGUCAACUUGAUAAUAAAACACUGACAUUCCA
Molecule: messenger RNA, 1944 nt
Organism: Notolabrus celidotus (New Zealand spotty)
Lineage: Eukaryota; Metazoa; Chordata; Actinopteri; Labriformes; Labridae
Gene: ddost
Product: dolichyl-diphosphooligosaccharide--protein glycosyltransferase subunit (non-catalytic)
Exons: 11
Coding region: 38-1438 (466 amino acids)
Cellular component (GO): oligosaccharyltransferase complex; endoplasmic reticulum membrane
Source: RefSeq, a predicted model, not a curated record